AUUCCAGAUCUAGCUGAACCACCUACUAGUGGACUCUUUGGUCCCAUACAAAAGUCAGUGAGCCCAUACCCACCCUUUUAUGAAGUCCCGGUUCCAAGUCCUCCUCCAAUCUCUGAAACCAUUCUCAUCAACAUCCACCACCAAAGCCAUAUGGAACUCCAAGACCAACGUAAUAAUCACCAACCCAACUCUGCUAAUCAUGGAGUCUUGCACCACCAUGCUCGAGUUGAAGCAAAUUCAAGCGCAAAUGACUUGCACUGGCCUCAUCACGCACACAUUUCCACUCAGCAGGAUUUUAGCCUUCUGUGCUCUUGCCGAUGGCAGUGACAUUCAAUAUGCGCAUCUUCUUUUUACGCAAAUUGAAAAACCCAAUACUUAUAUGUGGAACACGAUGAUCAGAGGCUACUGUAAAGUUCAAAUUCCAACAAUUGGGUUUUCAUUCUUUGGCCAAAUGGUCCGUCAACGCGUCGAAAUGGACAGCAGAAGUUUUAUUUUCGCACUCAAGGCGUGCGAGCAGUUUACGAGAAUCCUGGAGGGGCAUUCGGUUCAUUGCCUGAUUUGGAAGAUGGGUUUUGAUUCUGAUUUGCUGGUACGAAAUGGGUUGGUGCAUUACUAUGCUGAAGGCGGGUUCCUAAGUCUUGCACGCAAGGUUUUUGAUGAAAGUUUUGUUAGAGAUGUUGUGACUUGGACCACGAUGAUUGAUGGGUAUGCGACUCGUACUUGUUCAGAUGAGGCUAUGAAAUUGUUUGGCUCAAUGUUGGUGAGUGAUGUCGAGCCAAAUGAGGUUACUAUAAUUGCGGUGCUUUCUGCUUGUUCCGAUAAGGGAAAUGUUGGUGUGGGGAAGACCAUUCAUGAAUAUGUACAAAAGAAGAAUGUGAAGUGUAGCUUAAAUUUGCUUAAUGCUUUGUUGGAUAUGUAUGUGAAAUGUGGUUGCUUGACAGCGGCUAAAGAGACUUUUGACAACAUGAAAGUCAGGGAUGUGUUUUCAUGGACUAGUAUGGUUAAUGGUUAUGCUAAAUUGGGGGACUUAAACUCUGCAAGAAAGUUUUUCAAUGACAUGCCUGAAAGAAAUGUAGUUUCUUGGAAUGCCAUGAUUGCGGGUUAUACUCAGAAUAAUCGACCAAGUGAAGCGUUGAAAUUGUUUCAUGAGAUGGUGGAGACAGGUUUGGUUCUGACGGAGAACAGUUUAGUGUGUGUGCUCUCUGCUUGUGGUCAGUUGGGUUGCCUGGAUUUGGGUCAGUGGAUUCACCGGCACUAUGUCAAUAGAAGGCGUAUUCAACCCAGUACAAUUUUGGGGAAUGCGUUGAUGGACAUGUAUGCCAAGUGUGGGAGCAUAAAUUCAGCAACAGAACUCUUCGGUGAAAUGCCAGAGAGAAAUUUGGUUUCUUGGAAUACCUUGAUUGCCGGAUAUGCAGGCCAUGCUAAGCAAGCGCUCGCUCUUUUCAACCAAAUGAAAACUAUGGGAUUGAAGCCUGAUGGUAUCACAUUUGUGGCGGUGUUGUCUGCCUGCGGCCAUGGCGGAUUAGUUUCUCAAGGCAGAGAGCAUUUCGAAAGCAUGGCUAGAGAUUAUGAUGUAGAGCCCAAAGAGGAACAUUAUGCAUGCAUGAUAGAUUUGCUUGGACGGGUUGGGCGGCUAGAAGAAGCUUAUCAGCUGAUAAACAAAAUGCCAAUGGAAGCAGGAGUGUCUGCUUGGGGUGCCCUUCUUAAUGCAUGUAAGAUUCAUGGGAAUGUAGAGCUGGCUAAGCUUUCAGCUGAGAAGCUGUUAGAGUUGGAUCCAGAAGACAGUGGUAUUUAUGUACUGCUGGCAAAUUUAUAUGCUAAUAAGAAAAGAUGGGAUGAUGUAAGGAUUGUUAGAAGCUUGAUGAAAGAGAGGGGUGUGAGGAAGAAUCCUGGGCAUAGCUUGAUAGAGGUGGAGGGUGAGUUUCAUGAAUUUUUGGCUGCUGAUAAAUCACAUCCUCAAUUAGAAGAGAUUUAUAAAGUUUUAAAUGAAAUAUACCUUUUCUUCAGAUUGGAGUGCUAUCUGCCAAACAUUUUGAUGAAUAUAUAGCAUAUGGAGAUGAUUUUCUUUAA
Molecule: messenger RNA, 2070 nt
Organism: Prunus avium (sweet cherry)
Lineage: Eukaryota; Viridiplantae; Streptophyta; Magnoliopsida; Rosales; Rosaceae
Source: RefSeq, a predicted model, not a curated record